AUGAAUGGCCAUGGGUCUGGUGUGGAUGCUGAGGCAGACAAGCUGAAAGCCGAUGGGAACGGGAAGCUGAAGGCAGGGAAGACGGCCGAGGCCUUGACGGCAUAUCGGUCGGCGUUGACUCGUCUCGAGAGCAAGGGCAAGAUUCCGUUGGGCAGUGCGGCGGCAAGCCUUGGCGCUUCCUUGAAUCUCAAUGCAUCCCUGGCUUGUCUCCGAUUGGAGGACUGGGAGGCAGCGGAGGACUUCGCCACCCGGGCACUGCGACUGGGCCGCAGCAGCAAGGGCUUCUAUCGGCGGGGCCUGGCCAGAACGCAACUUGGAGUUGCGGCAGAUGCAAAACGCGACUUCGAGAGUGCCUUGGAGCUUGAGCCCAAGGGCGAUGGAGCUCUGAUGGUCCGAGCCGAGCUGGAGAAGUUGGCCGCUAAGGGAUCUGGCGGGACUGGAUUUGAAGCUCCAGCAGAGGCUGAUCCCCAGGAAGCCAAGCGAUUUGAGAUGGCGAACUCCAGCCGCAAACAGCAAGGGCAGCGCCAGGUGACGUGGAGGGAGUGGCGCGCCAUGCAAGAGCGAAUCGCUGCAGCUGCCACGGGUGCUCAAGCCUGGCGGAAGCGGCUGACAGAGGUGACCAAAUGCAGUCCUCAGGAAGCAGGAGAUUCAGCUGGUCGAGCCUCUUUGUCGAAACUAGUCGAUGGCUUGGCAAGCAAACCUUGCCCGAAGAGGGCUCCUGCUGGCGAGAUUGUCCUGGCAGAGGAGCAGGCCCUGGCAGCGACCGAGAUCAGCUCUGCAGGAGAGCUUCGGUACCAGUCCUUUGACGGGCAACUUCCUGAAACAGCAGGAAUCCGCGGCAACGAGGGCUCCGGCGUGCAGUACUUGCUGCCUGGGCCGUUCCAAGACUUAGCGCCGGUCCAGCUGGUCGCUUUGUUAGACGCAGGCCGGAUGCAAAAGCCUCCAGCUAAUGCCGCCGACCACGAAGCACCCACAAGGGCCAGCGAAUGCACCCUGAUGCCAAUCGGCGGUGGUGAGGCAGCGCUGGGCCGUCAGAUGGAAGGUGCAUUUUGGGAUCCUUCGAGCAAGCUCCUCAAGCAUAUACCGCGACCUGAUGCGGAUGAACUACGUCCAAUUCUUGGCCAACCUGCAAGCCUUGAGGCAGCGAACACCGUUGUGGAUGUCAUUAAAAAGCUCCUGGAGAAAGAACAUGGUCAAGACCGGUUUGCUCGCCUCAAUGCGUGGAAGCGGAGAAUGCGCAACAACGACAAGGAGUGCUAUGGUUGGCUACGUAGCAAAGCUCGUCAAGAACCUGUUCGUGUCACAGUUACUGCGGCAGGUGCGACUGCGGACACGCAGGCGCGCCUAAAUGCCAUCAAAACUGUUUGGGAAGGUAUCUAUAUGCGUCUUCAACAUGGUGAACCCAGGUUGGUCAAUUUCAUGCAGAAGUAUGGGGCGACCCUCAAGCGAAAAGUUGUCGACCUUCCGCCUCUACAUGAAGCUGACAUGAUGACGACUAUUUUGGAGGCCAAGCCCACUUCGGCGGGAAUGGAUGGCAUCAUGCCAGUUGAGCUACGUAACUUGGCACAAUGGUGUCCUUCGCAUAUAGGCGCUCUCACGGCGCUCCUGCAGAAGGUUGAGGGCUGUGGCAAGUGGCUGGGUUUGGCUACAUGCGGCGCAGUGGCUUUCGUGGCAAAAGAUCCUGCGCAGGUUAUACAAGCAGCCAACGAGGGACAGGCUCAGGUGGCAGCAGGGUUGAGCUACGACCUGCGCAACUGCUUCGACACGGUCCCCAUCAAUCCGUCCUUGAAUAUCUUCCGGCAGAGAGGAGCAGACAGUGGGGUUCUAAGAGCACUGACGGGUUUCUACGAUGCUCACCACAAGUAUUUCAAGAUUGACGGUUUUUACGCCAAAAAGUUCAAAGCGGCGAACGGCAUUCUUCAAGGGUGUCCAUUAAGCAUGUUACUGUUGGUUUCCAUGGUGACGACCUGGUUGGAGGCAGUCCGCAACAGUGUGCCCACCGCUACUCCUAAAUCAUUUGCAGAUGACCUGUCAGUGGUUGUUCAGCACGAAAGCUUGGAACCAGUCAAACACAAUCUUCGCCUGCUACACGACACCACGUGCACCUUCACUCAGGCCACAGGAGCGCAGAUCAACAACGACAAGAGCUUUGUUUUUGGUCCCAAAAGUGUGCAGGGGGCUGUCCCCGAUCUGCCCAACUACAAGCACACAUUUCGCCUGGUGGGAGGAAGGGUGAAGCUAUCUGCAGGGCAAAGCUGGACUCCGCUUGAACGAGAACUUGGCGACCGGUGGGUCCAAACAGUCAGACAGGUACGUCGACUUCCUGUAGGUUGGUUCGCCAAGGUCAAGAUUCUUCGCGGUACUGUUCCUAAGCUGACCUUUGGACAAGGCACGCAUACAUUCCCUGUAGCCAGGGACUAUAUGCCUCACCUUCGUGCAGAGAUGAUUAGAUCGCUGUUCAACAUUAAUGACUACUCGUUGUUUGCUCAGAUGGUUUUUACACUACUGGCUCCUCCAGCUUUGGAACCUGCAUUUGCAAAGCAACUGGCAGCCUUCCGUCUGGUACAGCGCGAGUACAAUACACCCCAGUCACGCCGAACUUUGGUUCAGCAGCUCGCUCGUGCUCGCCAAGAACCUCCUUCUGAUGGAUCCCAGAGCCAAGUUGAAGGUGCUUCGCUUGUUGCGGCAUUAUUCGCUGUGCCUGUGGCGGGCCGGCGCCGACAAUUGAACACAUCAGUUGGUACUGCAAAUGCUAUCACAGAGAACGUCGUGAAGCUCUACAAGUGGUACCCAAUUUUCGAGGGCUCCCUGUUUGUUUUCGCCUGUGCGCGCUGGCAGUACUGUGUCCAGCACGCUCACGAAGCAGCCAACAGAUCGGAGGGGGCACGCACUCAGAAGCUGAUUCCCUCAGGGGGCGUCUACUGCCAGAAGUGUGGGAAACAAACCAAGAACAUCAAGCAUCAGAGGUUGAAGAUCUUGAACAAAAAAUGCGCUUUUCCAGACCUUCCUGUUGAGGAAUGGUUGAAGGAACCUGGUGCCUUGCGAUCUGUUUCCCGGCUACAGCAAGCAGAGCGAGAUUUGCAAGAGCGUUUGAGCAAUGGCCACAGGCUAGUCUGGAAUAGGAUGGUAGGGAAGCAAGAGGGCCGUGAGGACUACGGCACGUCUAUGCCAGUGAGUUCCUCGUGGGAUAUGAUGCUGCCUCGGAAUGACUAUGGCUGCUCCGCUGCAGUUGGGACGGAGUGCGGAGCGGAGCGCGGAGCUGCAAAGCUCCAGAUUGAGGAGAGCUGGGAGGGAGUUUUCAGGAGGUCCCUUGCUGAGUUGACAGCAAAGGCAAAUCCCAGUAAUCCGCUGGGCUUGAAUCGCAACUUCAUGGACACCACACCAAAGUACGACUUUGUCGACGAGAUCAAGGAGCUUCCGCAUCAGAAUCCGAGUCGGGCUGCAACCUUCAAGCUCAACACAGCGCUUACACGGCAAGUCAGUGCUGAGACAUACGAGGGCGACAACCAGAAGGAACUCAAAUUUUCCAUCCUUCGAGCUCAGAAAACGCAGAAUUUCGUUGCCACAAAGCCCUGGUACAUCAUCAACCCGGACAGAAAUUUGUCAGCGUCUGCUUGGCAGGCAGCGUCUGAAUGGGAUGCACAUGUGGUAAGCCAUGGACAGGAAGCGGUAUUCUGCAUUCUUCCUGUCUCCCUUGUUCAGUUGGCUGUCGGACUGGCCCUUGUCUUUGUGACGCCCUUCCAGGUGGGCCUGCUGGAGCUUCAAUUUGAUGUGCUUCCUGGCUUUGACUGGACAUUUGCGCGGAAGUCCUGGUUCCUACUUGAUCUUCUAACACUCAUUCCGUUCGACCUCUUGACCCUCGCCAUCCAGUCCAAGCAGCUGGAUGAGUUUCAGAGUCUCAAAGUGUUGCGAACGCUGCGCCUGGUGAAGAUCAUGCGGCUAGCCAAGUCUUCUCAGUUCAUGCACAAGAUCGAGGUCCCCCUGUCCAUUCCAUACCAGCAGAUGGCUCUCAUGCGUUUCUUAAUAAUCUUGGCCUUUGUGUGCCACUGGCUGGCAUGCCUUUGGGCAAUGACGUUGGGACUGCAAGACGGGAAUCAACCCACAUGGAUAGAUGGCAUUGCAGCAGAAGAUCUUGCUCUUGGAAUCCGGACACGCGACUCCCCGCUGCGGGUCUACAUGACGUCUUUCUACUUCUGUAGCUACACCCUGACGUCCGUAGGCUAUGGCGACAUCGGACCCGCGAACCUGAUGGAACGGGUCGUGUGUACGGCGAUCAUUCUGUCUGCAGGUUUGGUCUGGGCCUAUGUUAUCGGUGAGGUGGCAGCAAUUGUCCAUGACCUCACCGCUGAGAGCCACGUAUUUCGAAAGCGAAUGCACCACCUCAACCUCAUGAUGCAAGAUCAGGGGCUUCCGCAUGACCUGUGUUGCCGACUGCGAAGUUUCUUCCUUCAAAACAGGCAUCAGGCCCUGGUGAUGGCUCGACAGGCCCUUCUGGACCGAAUGAGUCCACAGCUGCAGUCUGAGGUUUGCAUCGCCACGAAUUUCGCAUGGCUUCAGAAGGUUCACUUUUUCAAGAAGUUCAUGAAGUUCAUCAACAAGCAGGAACGCCUGGGAAGACAUACAGAGCCAUACCAAGCCUGUGUGGCGCACAUUUCGAAGAUGCUUACCUUCGGAGCCUUCGCGCAGCGAGAGGCUUUCACCAACGUCCAGGUGCUGUACAUCCUAUCCAAGGGCUUAGUGGCCCUGAACAGCAGGGUGAGAUCUCAUGGUGAGGUUUGGGGCGAGGAUUUUGUGCUUUGGGAUACUUCGUUAAUCCAUCCUGUGACCGGCUACACCUUGACCUACAUCGAGGUUUUGUCUCUGUCUCGGGCAGAUCUUAUGCAUGUGAUUCAUGAAUGUCGCUUCACAAGCCCGGAGCUGGGGCAGAUAGUUCGACGCUACUGCGUGCGAGUCGCAGUUUACCGGGGUGUUCUCUUUGAGGCACGCCGUCGCAAGCGCCAGAUGUUGAAGGAGCAGGCGAUACGGGGCGAACCAGCGGCGAUGCCGCCAAGGCCGCAGAAGGAUCAGCCAAGGCCCCCAGACGUCAUGCAAGCUUCGAUUGAACCAGCUGUACCGCCCGGAGCGUUGGAUAACUAA
Symbiodinium pilosum is the source of this 5136-nucleotide messenger RNA. NCBI's taxonomy places the organism in Eukaryota, Dinophyceae, Suessiales, Symbiodiniaceae. The record is from the annotation of a GenBank genome assembly.